AUGGCGACGGUCCUCCCGCCGCCCUCCAAGCGGCAAAGAAGAGAGCAAGCCGAGCGCACGGCCACGCAGCAGGAUGUCACUGCCCUCCUGCCCGGGCCGGACGCCGGAUCCUUCAAGGCGCGCUUCAUCGACGGCGACGGCCAGCAAAUGGCCGACGUGAUCGAGGUACCCCUCGCCGACGCCUCCGAGAAGAACGUCUCCCUCAUCCUCAACACCCUUCUCGGCCGCGAGAGGGACGACUUCCUGCCUUACCGCUUCCGUAUCCACAUCCCCGGCUCCGACCCGCCCCUCAUCAUCGACCAAUACCCGACAGACCUGCUCGCGCUGCUGCGGCAGCACGGCAUCGAGAAUGCCUUCGAGACGACCAUCACGCUGGCUGCCGAGCCGCAGAGCGUGUUCAAGGUGCAGUCCGUCACACGCGCAGCGCACAGGAUACCGGGCCACGGGCAGCCGAUCCUGUGCGCGCAGUUCAGCCCCGCCUCGAGCAGCCGACUGGCAACGGGCAGCGGAGACAACACGGCCAGGAUCUGGGAUACGGAGUCGGGCACGCCCAAGUACACAUUGAAAGGCCACACGGGGUGGGUGCUAGGGGUGUCGUGGUCGCCCGACGGCGCGCGGAUAGCAACGAGCAGCAUGGACAGCACGGUCAAGAUCUGGGACCCCCAGACUGGCAAAAUGCUCUCAGACUUCAAGGGCCACAAGAAGUGGGUGCUAGGGCUGGCAUGGGAGCCGUACCACCUCUGGCGCGACGGCACGCCCAGGUUGGCCUCGGCGAGCAAGGAUGCCACCGUCCGCAUCUGGGUCGUCAACACUGGCCGCACCGAGCACGUCCUGAGCGGGCACAAGGGCUCCGUCAGCUGUGUCAAGUGGGGUGGCACAGGACUGAUCUACACGGGUUCGCACGACAAGACGAUCCGCGUCUACGACUCGGUCAAGGGCACGCUGGUGCACGAGCUCAAGGCCCAUGCGCACUGGGUCAACCACCUCGCGCUGUCGACCGACUUUGUGCUGCGGACCGGCUACCACGACCACACCAAGAAGGUACCCGAGACGGACGAGGAGAAGCGGGCCAAGGCCAAGGAGCGCUUCGAAAAGGCCGCCACCAUGGCCGGCAAGAUCUCGGAGCGUGUCGUGUCGGCGUCGGACGACUUCACCAUCUACCUGUGGGAUCCGUCCAACAAGGGCACCAAGCCCGUGGCGCGCCUGCACGGCCACCAGAAGCAGGUCAACCACGUCAGCUUCUCGCCCGACGGGACGCUCAUUGCCAGCAGCGCGUGGGACAACCACACCAAGCUGUGGAACGCAAGGGACGGCAAGUUCAUGCACACGCUACGAGGGCACGUCGGCCCCGUCUACCAAUGCGCCUUCUCGGCCGACUCGCGCCUGCUGGUGACGGGCUCCAAGGACACGACGCUCAAGGUCUUUGACACGCGGACGGGCAACCUCAAGCACGACCUGCCGGGCCACGAGGACGAGGUCUUCGCCAUCGACUGGAGCCCCGACGGAGGCAAGGUUGGCUCAGGCGGCAAGGACAAGGCCGUGCGCAUAUGGUGUCACUGA
Molecule: messenger RNA, 1560 nt
Organism: Thyridium curvatum
Lineage: Eukaryota; Fungi; Ascomycota; Sordariomycetes; Thyridiales; Thyridiaceae
Exons: 2
Coding region: 1-1560 (519 amino acids)
Biological process (GO): ribosomal large subunit assembly
Cellular component (GO): nucleolus
Molecular function (GO): protein binding
Source: RefSeq, a predicted model, not a curated record